This is a messenger RNA of Pyricularia grisea, 1975 nucleotides long. RefSeq lists its product as uncharacterized. The transcript is spliced from 3 exons. The coding region runs from base 225 to 1934 and encodes 569 amino acids. Gene Ontology annotation, biological process: glycolytic process; intracellular glucose homeostasis; glucose 6-phosphate metabolic process. The record is from RefSeq and is a predicted model, not a curated record. Lineage: Eukaryota; Fungi; Ascomycota; Sordariomycetes; Magnaporthales; Pyriculariaceae. Gene Ontology annotation, molecular function: glucokinase activity; fructokinase activity; D-glucose binding. Gene Ontology annotation, cellular component: mitochondrion; cytosol.
CGUUACCGGGGGGUUUCCAACUAUAGGUCUUAUGCACCUCGUAUUUGAGUAACAGGACAGACCAAGAAACAAACAAAAAAAAAGUCCAUCCACGGUCGCCGUCGGCGGGUCGAUCGAUCCGAAGACUGGACCCUUGGUGUGUGGGUGGAUAUGGUAAAUUCGGACCGCAACCAUUUUCCGAUAAAUACGGCCGCGCCCUCUCGCCUUCACGGUCUCUCGGUGUCAUGCAGCCGCUCAUUUCUGCCAUGACAUCGCUACGCGACUUGAUCAUCGCGGCUUUCAAGUCCCUCACCAGGGGCAAGUCCUUCAUACAGGCCCUGCUGGCCUUUUGGAUCAGCCCCAACGUCCUCAAAGAGUGCCAGGAGUCAAACGAUGGCUCGUCUUCGUCAAUCCUUGUCCAGGACUUCCUCUUGGACGUGGAAAGUCUCCUCUCCCAGCCGAUAGAGCCUGCGGCUCUGCUCGGCUUCUCCAGGAACCUCAAGACACAGUUUCGCCAGCGGCUGUGGUCGAACCGUGCUUGCAUGCUGCCUUCAUACAACUAUCAGCUGCCAAAUGGUGUGGAGAAAGGCCGCUACCUGUCCGUGGAUGUCGGCGGCUCAACGCUCCGCGUGGCCUUGGUUGAGCUAAAGGGGCUGGAGGAGGGUGGCUACGAGGGCUGCAGCCGAAUUAUUAGGAUCGACAACUUCCGCAUAGAUGUCGGCAUCAAAGGGCUUGUCGGAAGAGCCUUUUUUGACUGGAUGGCGGAAAGGAUCCUCGAAACACUCAACUCGGCGUCAGAGGGUGUUGACGUUAGCAAGGAUGAACUCAACGGUAGCUUACAAGCCCCAAUCCCAAUGGGCCUUGCAUGGAGCUUUCCAAUUGAACAAACAUCACUGAAAGGAGGCUUGUUGCAAAACAUGGGCAAGGGAUUCCUCGCCGCCGACGGACUGCUUGGUCAAGACCUCGGCGAAAUAGUUAAACAAGCAUGCAGUGGCCACAGCCUCCACGUUGAAGUCGCAGCCAUAAUCAACGACUCGUCUGCCGCGCUUCUAUCCGAAUCUUACCGUCGCCCAUCGACCCGCUUCGGGCUCAUUCUCGGAACAGGGUUCAACAUCGCAGCGUACAUGCCAGUGACCACCAUCGACCGGCCCAAGUUUGGGGUUCGCCCGGACAGCUGGUUCGACAAAGCAAGCCACGUCAUUGUCAACACAGAAAUGGGCAUGUUUGGUCAGGGUUUCCUGCCGAUGACCCGCUGGGAUGAGCAGUUGAAAGCAGCACACCCGAAGCCUGAAUUCCAACCCCUGGAGCACUUUGUUGCCGGCCUCUACAUCGGCGAGCUUGCUCGGCUUAUCAUGAUUGAAGCUAUAGAGACAACUGGUCUUUUUGGAGGUGUUGUUCCGCCGAGCUUGGUGGGCCCUUAUACUUUGGAAACCGAGACUUUGUCUAUCCUUGAAAGCGACGAAAGUCCCAUUCUAGAAAAAGCCCUAGCUGCAUUCGCAUCCCGACAUCCGUCGUCACAAAAACCCCUCGUCUCGGACAUCUUGGCCCUGCGUACCAUAUCCAAGCUGGUCACCCGUCGCUCUGCCGCCAUGGUCGCGGCCGCUCUGUACGGACUCUGGGAGCUCAAGAGAGAAACCGAGAACGAGUAUCUCGAGCCGCAGCAAAAUGGGAAAUCUACCGGUGUGCAGCAGUUUGCACGAGAGACCAAAGCCGAGCUGGAUCUCGGUCGCGUCGUGGUUGGGUUCAACGGAUCUGUUAUUGAGCAAUACCCCGGGUAUCGAUCAAACUGUCAGGUGUAUAUUGAUGCGCUCGUCAAAGCAUCAAGGGAGCAGCCAUCCCAGGGAGGAGAUUUGUCCCAUGAAGAGGGGCUUAUUGAGCUUGUUCCAGCAAAGGAGAGCUCGCUCCUCGGGGCGGCUGUGGCUCUGGCAUGUCUUGAAAGAGGCAAGGCCAACUGAAUCCAGUUAUAGACAGAACCAGUCUUUUUUAGCAUCAGCGU